AUGGAAUGCUCGAACAUAGAACAAAACGAUGCUGAGGCAAUGUCGAGGUUAGCUAUAAAAAUGGAAAACUGCGCUAUAGCCCUAGAGCAAAUGGACUAUACUGCGGACCUUAACUCCUUGAGAACUUUAGAAGGUAUAGUAAAGAAAUUGCCCCGUGUGUUACAGAUGAAAUGGGCGGAGACUGUCGAAAAGCUAACUGAAACCGAACGAGAACCUACCUUCGCAGAGUUAACGCAGUUUGUGUCAGCACGUGCGAGCAUUUUGCUAAGUAGGUUUGGACAGCUGGCAACAAGCAGUCGACGACCAGAUAGUAAAAUAGCAUGUUCCACGCAGCAGCUAGUACCCGUUGGGGGAGUCCUGAAACCUUCAUGUAUAUUUUGUGGAGGGAACCAUGUAGUCACAAAAUGUACCACAUUUCUGUCGUUACCGGUGGAUGAGAGAUGGUCGAAGGCUAAAGAAACAGGUUGUUGUUUUUCAUGUCUUAAAAGGGGCCACAGGUCCGUAGAAUGUAAAAUUCACAGGGUGUGCAGUGUAGAAGGUUGUAAAGCAUACCAUCACCCUCUGUUACACAAGAAGACCCACCACGCCGUAGGCGAACAACCGGAGAAAGGUAGUUGUGGAUGCACCGAGUCUCUCAGAGAAAGCGUGUGUUUGGGCCUACUCCCGGUACGUGUAAAGCACGGUAAUAAAGAGGUUUACGGUUAUGCUAUCUUGGACAAUGGCUCUGAUACAACUUUGAUCACGAAAAUGUUUUGCAACUUCUAG
Messenger RNA from Heterobilharzia americana, 765 nucleotides. NCBI's taxonomy places the organism in Eukaryota, Metazoa, Platyhelminthes, Trematoda, Strigeidida, Schistosomatidae. The record is from the annotation of a GenBank genome assembly.